Penicillium cosmopolitanum is the source of this 1200-nucleotide messenger RNA. RefSeq names its product thiolase family protein. The coding region runs from base 1 to 1200 and encodes 399 amino acids. Gene Ontology annotation, biological process: phenylacetate catabolic process; fatty acid beta-oxidation. The transcript is spliced from 5 exons. Gene Ontology annotation, cellular component: peroxisome. Gene Ontology annotation, molecular function: acetyl-CoA C-acyltransferase activity. NCBI's taxonomy places the organism in Eukaryota, Fungi, Ascomycota, Eurotiomycetes, Eurotiales, Aspergillaceae. The record is from RefSeq and is a predicted model, not a curated record.
AUGCUGAGAAGAGCAGCAGGCGAGGUGCUGAAAAAAAGCCCCAAUGAUGUCGUCGUGCUCUCCGCCGUACGGAGUCCCAUCGCACGGGCGUUCAAGGGCGGAUUCAAGGACUCCUACCCAGAGGAGAUUCUCAUGCAGGUCAUGCAAGCCGCUGUGACACGAGCGAAUAUCCAAGCCGGCCAGGUAAACGAUGUGAUGAUUGGCAAUGUCCUCGCAGAGCUGGGCUUCGCGAAGACCGGUCGCAUGGCGCUCAAUGCAGCGGGUUUCCCUAAUUCGACGACUUUCCACACGGUGAAUCGCCAGUGCUCGAGUAGUCUGCAGGCUAUCACGCAUAUCUCGCAUUCGAUUCUGGCGGGUCAAAUUGAUGUUGGACUUGGCGGUGGGGUGGAAAGUAUGUCGCGGAAUUAUGCGACUCGGGGAAUUCCCGUCGAUGUAUCUCCUACCCUGAAGGAAUCUGAGGUGAAAGAUGCGCGGGACUGCUUGCUGCCUAUGUUGCAGACUUCGGAGAAUGUUGCAUCGCGAUAUGGAAUUAGUCGGAGGGAGCAGGAUGAGUUUGCUGCGGAGAGUCAGCGACGAGCGAGUGAGGCUCAAAAGUCCGGGCGGUUCAAGGCGGAACUGGUGCCCGUUACGGUGCGGUCUGUCAGUGAGGGAAUUGACGAGGAAACUAUUUCGGUGGUCGAUCGUGAUGAGGGUGUAAGGCAUACAGUUACGGCGGAAAAAUUGGCGACUCUUCAGCCGGUGCUGGAGAAUGGAUAUAGUACGGCUGGAAACUCGUCGCAAAUCUCCGAUGGUGCUUCCAGUACCAUUCUCGCCCGUCGAUCGUGGGCCGACGCUCAAGGUUUAAAGCCCAUUGCUCGAUUCGCCGGCACGCAAGUGGCAGGCUGUGCACCAGAUGAGAUGGGCAUCGGGCCUAUCUUCGCCAUUCAAAACUUAUACAAGUACCUUGGUAUUGAAAAUAAGGAUGUGGACAUCGUUGAGAUGAAUGAGGCAUUUGCAAGCCAGUCCAUCCACUGUCUUCGCGAGCUAGGUAUCGAUAUGGACAAGGUCAAUCCCAACGGCGGACAUCCGGUUGCAGCAACCGGUGCCCGACAGGUCGCCACUCUUCUGGCCGAGUUGCAACGAUCAGAUAAGGAGAUGGGCAUUGUGAGCAUGUGUGCAAGCACCGGUAUGGGUGUCGCGUCCCUUUUCAUUCGAGAAUAG